UGCAUUCUGUGAAAACGGACUAACAACUCUUAUUGUUGAUUUUGAUUCUGGUGUCUGCGAGAAAUGGACUUUUUUUGGAGUCUUUUUGCGGAAAAUGCCGAAAAAGAUUCUAGUAAAAGUCGCGAUCAGCCUGACAAAAACAAAAAGGAAUUCAAGACAAUCGGCACUCAGACUUCGUGCACGGAAGCAAAACAAGAAGAAAAAUCCAACGAAAACGAAAUAAAAGACGUUAAACAAUUAAAUAGUAAGAGGAAGAUUACGUUGGAGAUUGAGGAUUGCGGUUGUCCAAAGAAGAGAAGAAAGACGGCGAAUUCUGCUAAACAGGAGAGCGAGACAAAAAACAAACCCAAAAUUUGUAAAACAACAAACAAAAAGGAGGGAACGAAAAGAAAAAAAUUGCAAAAAACACCAAUGAAAAAGAAAACAGCUUCAAAAGAAAUGAAAGAAUGUGAAGAAUUGGAGGAAGAGAGAGAAACUGGCGAUUGCCUAACAAUUCUUCCGCUCAAGAAAACCUCAACCAGCGAGGAAUACACAAUUACUAUUCCGAAAAGUGAAUGUUACGAUAAAGAGACGAGGAUUAUAUUAAAGCAAUGCGAUUCCGAACGCGAAAAGAAAUCACGUACUAAAAGUAGAGGAAAUAAUUCGAAAGAAAAAAAGAAAUUAUGAAAAUUAAACGUUAUUUAUAAAGUAUCAACAUUUUCGUACUUUAAAUAAAAUCUGGAAUUUUUUAUUGUGGAAUAGAUGUAGUGUGCUUUUUAUCGCUUUAAAUCAUAGAGUUUCGUCCUGUCUAUGUCGUCACAAUAAUCUCAGAUAAACUCGAUAGACGUGUAUGACCAUUUUUAUUUAUUUUUUUAGUAAUGGCUUUUAUACAAGUACAGUAUAUAAAGUUACGAUUUAGCUAUGAUCACGCACUUUAGAAGAUUCAAAGCUCACCAACAAGCUAGCCACGUGGAGUUUUCCGGGUUUCUUCAUCUAAAUAGGAAUCACUUUUUCAUAGAAUCUUCUCAGAGACAUCCCCCCUUCUUGGCAGGUCACCCAAACC
Messenger RNA from Centruroides sculpturatus (bark scorpion), 1042 nucleotides. RefSeq lists its product as uncharacterized. The transcript is spliced from 7 exons. Bases 64 to 666 code for a protein of 200 amino acids. NCBI's taxonomy places the organism in Eukaryota, Metazoa, Arthropoda, Arachnida, Scorpiones, Buthidae. The record is from RefSeq and is a predicted model, not a curated record.